This is a messenger RNA of Quercus robur (English oak), 3366 nucleotides long. Its product is annotated as disease resistance protein RGA2-like. Bases 165 to 2972 code for a protein of 935 amino acids. Gene Ontology annotation, molecular function: ADP binding. Gene Ontology annotation, biological process: defense response to other organism. Lineage: Eukaryota; Viridiplantae; Streptophyta; Magnoliopsida; Fagales; Fagaceae. The transcript is spliced from 3 exons. The record is from RefSeq and is a predicted model, not a curated record.
CUUAGGACCUGUUUGAGGAGUGAAGGAAUAGAGUUGGCUAAGAUAGCAGGUCACCCCACUGGCAGCAUUCCACAUUUCCGCAAUUCCUCAGUAGACUUCUCGUUGACUUAGAAAGCUUCUUCUCUUCUUUCUUUCUUUUUUGUUCUGAUUUUUCGUUGGUGAAUAUGGAGUUUCUCUAUGUCAGCGUUGGGGCUUCCCUACAGGUACUUCUUGAGAAAUUUUCAAAUUUUGCUGUCAAGGAGUCGGAUCAGAUUUCGGAUGUUGAUGAAAAGAUCCAAAAGCUGAGAAGGACGCUACUGAUGAUUGAAAGCUUGGUUGAUGACAUAGACAGUCAGCGUUUGAUCAGCUGCGAAAAGUUAAGGCAAACCUGGCUCCAGGACGCCACGACUCAUAUCUUCGAUGCAGAAGACUUGCUGGACGAGAUCGAUCUUAUGAGACCAAACUCUGAUAAUGCAUCAAUCCUGGGUACCCACACUCAGGCACUCGGUAUUGUCUCACUUUUCAAGAAUUGGUGCACUCCACACAAGAUAUGCGAGAUUCAGAAGAAAUUGGAAGGUAUGUUAGAGGAAACAGACAGACGCUGCAUGAAGAAAAAGGAUCCACAUAGUCAUGCAACAAGCCAAAGAUCGCAUACUAGUUCCUUUAUAGAUGAAGGGUCUGUGAUCGGAAGGAAUGAGGAUAAAAGACAGAUAGUAGAGAUGUUAUUGUCGAUAGAAGGAGCCAAGGUGUCUGUUAUUCCAAUUGUGGGUAUGGGCGGAAUAGGAAAAUCAGCACUUGCUCAGCUAGUCUAUAAUGAUAAGGAUAUAGAGAAUUGUUUUGAUUUGAGAAUAUGGAUAUCUGUUUCUGUAGAUUAUGAUGUGGUGAGUAUUACAAAAUCCAUUGUUGAGUCUGUCAUGGAGAAGAGGUUGAAUUUGUCUGAGUUGGAUAAAAUUCAGGUCAAACUUCAAAAUAUACUGAAGAAGAAGAGGUUUUUAUUGGUGUUAGAUGACAUGUGGAAUGAAAAUAUUAGUCACAAUUUCUGGGAUGUAUUACGGAGUCCAUUUAGUGUUGGAUUGUCUGGAAGCAAAGUAUUGGUGACUACUCGAAGCUCAGUUGUUUCAUCAAUUUUUACCAUAACUGAUCCUUAUCAUUUGCAACCUUUAUCCGAUAAAGAUUGUUGGAAAUUGAUUGCGCAGAAAGCCCUCUCAAAUAAGAAUGAGGAUAAGAAGAAAGAAUUGGAAGUCAUUGGUGAAAAGAUAGCAGAGAAAUGUGGAGGGUUACCAUUGGCGGCCAAAACAAUAGGAUCUGCGUUAUGUUCCAAGUUUGCCAAAAGUGAGUGGGAAGCGUUGUUAGAAAACAAGCUCUGGGAUUUGCCUGAAUACAAAACUGAAGUCUUUCCAGCAUUAAGACUGAGCUAUAAUUAUUUGCCUGCUCCUUUAAAGAAAUGCUUUGCUUAUUGCUCCAUUUUCCCUCAUAAAUAUGAAUUUCAGAAGGAUGAGUUGGUCCAAUUGUGGGCAGUAGAAGGGUUCAUUCAGUCUCAAGGAGUGAAAAGGAAUGAAGACAUUGGUAAUGAUUACUUCGAUAACUUGUUGUCAAGCUGUUUUUUCUUUAAGGAUGUCAAUAGGUCUGGCCAACAGGUAUAUUCUAUGCGUGGCCUCAUUCAUGAGAUGGCUCGACUAGUUUCUGCUGACAUUUGCAUUCAAAUGGAGGAUGGGAUGACACACCUGCCCAAAUUCAUAAAUGCUCGCCAUUCAUCUUUGCUUUCUCAAAAUAUUCAGUCAAGGACCCUCAAGGAGUUCCAAAGAUGCAGACGCUUAAAGACAUUCAUGGUGUUUUGUGAAAGUGGACUUCGUGAUGACAAAUUCUUAUAUGCUCUUUUUGUAAAUUUUCAAUGCUUACAUGUGUUGAAUUUGAGUAAUACUGGAAUUUCUGAGUUGCCAGAUUCUAUUGACAAUUCAAAACGGCUUCGAUACCUUAAUGUCUCAAAGACAAACAUCUGGAAGUUGCCUGAAUCAAUAGCCUGUUUGUCUCGUUUAGAAAUACUUAAGCUCCAAGAAUGCCCAAAAUUCCUUCAGUUACCCAAAGACAUGAAGAACCUUGUUAAGCUACGCCAUCUUGACUUGAACAUAAAGCAACUAAGUUCUAUGCCAUCAGAGUUGGGAAAAUUAACCAAUCUCCAAACUCUUAGCGCAUUUAUUGUCGGAAAAUAUGAAGGGUGUCAAAUUGGGGAGCUUGAGAACAUGAGGAACCUUCAGGGAAGAAUUUGCAUUACAAAUCUUGAGAAUGUGCCUAAUGUUGAAGACGCUAAAAAGGCCAAGUUAGGCGAGAAACCAUACCUUGCCAGUUUGGAAUUGCUAUGGAAUGACCAAGGGGAUAGCAUCAAAAAAGGAGAGGAAGUCCUUGGAGGCCUUCGCCCUCAUUGUAAGUUACAAGCAUUGAAAGUAAUAAAUUAUAGUGGUAUCACAUUUCCAAGUUGGCUAGGUGAUCCAUCAGUACUUUGGAAGCUUGAGGAUAUUGAGUUGCGCAACUGCAAGAACUGCAAAGUUCUACCUACUCUUAGUCAUCUUCCAGCCCUAAAAUCCCUAUACAUUGAAGAAUUUGACUUGACAAAGUUAGAGCAUGAAUUUUGUGGGUCGGGCAUUAAUAAGGGCUUUCCAUCUUUGGAACAUCUAACAUUCUUUGACAUGCCAAAAUUGGUAAGUUGGGAAGGAAUAACUGCUAUGGACAUGCCUCGCCUUGGUACACUAAAAAUUUCUGACUGUCCAAAAUUGGGCAGCCUGCCUUCGCUUCACUUCCUUUCUUCCCUUGAAAAUUUAGACAUUAUGCGUUGUCCUGAACUUCAAUCACUGCCAGUAGAAGGGCUACCAAUUUCACUCAAAAAGUUGCUCAUUGAGGAGUCUGAUAUAUUGAAAGAAAGAUGCAGGGAGGGAGGAGCAGAUUGGAGCAAGAUAACAGCCAUUCAGCCUAUUCCCACGAUAGAGAUUGACUAUUAGGUGAUUCCAUUGCCAGGAUGAAUUAAUUGAGUUUCAAAGUUACAGAUUCUAGUGGUGGAAGCAGAGGAUGAAACUACUCUUCUAUUUUUUAUCCAUGCUGGUCAGGAAGAAGGAAACGAGGGCCAGUGGUGAUAGCAAUGGUGUUUUUGUACCGGUUUGUUUUGGAGCAUGCGGAUCGAGUGAUGGUUUUUGUUUGGUCUAUUUGUUGGUCUCUCUGACUGGAAUUUGGGAUAAUGGAGGCUUUUAUUUGUACGCAUGCUUUGGAAUGGAUGGUCAUGAACAGCAUUAUCGAGCAUUCCUGAUAUGAUAUUAGCAAUUUAUGUUUUAUUAGUUGUAAAUAUUGAGACAGGUAAUGUAAUCAAUAAUUGACAACAGUGACUCUUCUAUAUAUCUC